CCGCAGCACCACGGGAGAGAAGCGGCGGCCGAGGUGUGGCCGGGCCCGGCCCUCGCCCCGCGGCACCUGCCGGGGCUCCCCCGCCCCGAAACGGGGUGAAAACAGCACAUUUCGGGCCACUUCACCCCGGACACGAUGGCAGAGGAUCCCAUCGUGCCCGUGUACUGCACGGGUGUCUCGGCGCAGGUUCAGCGUGCCCGUGCCAAGGAGCAGGGGCUGGGCCGGCACGACCGCGCCGUGAGGUACCUGGGGCAGGAUUUCGGGGCCUUGGCCGAGCAGUGCCGCAGCUCCGGGACCCUUUUCCGGGAUCCCACGUUCCCGGCGGGACCCUCGGCCCUGGGGUUCAAGGAGCUGGGCCCCGGCAGCUCCAAGACCCGCGGGGUGCAGUGGAUGAGGCCCACGGAGCUGUGCCCGCGCCCGCAGUUCAUCGUGGACGGGGCCACUCGCACCGACAUCUGCCAGGGAGCUCUGGGUACGGAGCAUG
Messenger RNA from Neopelma chrysocephalum (saffron-crested tyrant-manakin), 484 nucleotides. RefSeq names its product calpain-1 catalytic subunit-like. Gene Ontology annotation, cellular component: cytoplasm. NCBI's taxonomy places the organism in Eukaryota, Metazoa, Chordata, Aves, Passeriformes, Pipridae. The transcript has 3 exons. Gene Ontology annotation, biological process: proteolysis. The record is from RefSeq and is a predicted model, not a curated record. The annotation marks the transcript as partial. Gene Ontology annotation, molecular function: calcium-dependent cysteine-type endopeptidase activity.